This is a messenger RNA of Canis lupus familiaris (dog), 1243 nucleotides long. It is a transcript of the gene RPL21, whose product is annotated as ribosomal protein L21. Gene Ontology annotation, biological process: translation. The coding region runs from base 29 to 511 and encodes 160 amino acids. Gene Ontology annotation, cellular component: ribosome; cytosolic large ribosomal subunit. Gene Ontology annotation, molecular function: structural constituent of ribosome. The record is from RefSeq and is marked validated. NCBI's taxonomy places the organism in Eukaryota, Metazoa, Chordata, Mammalia, Carnivora, Canidae. The transcript is spliced from 6 exons.
AACCGCCAUCUUCCAGUAAUUCGCCAAAAUGACCAACACAAAGGGAAAGAGGAGAGGUACCCGCUAUAUGUUCUCUAGGCCUUUUAGAAAACAUGGAGUUGUUCCUUUGGCCACAUACAUGCGAAUCUAUAAGAAAGGUGAUAUUGUGGACAUCAAGGGAAUGGGCACUGUUCAAAAAGGAAUGCCCCACAAAUGUUACCAUGGCAAAACUGGAAGGGUCUACAAUGUUACUCAGCAUGCUGUUGGCAUUGUUGUAAACAAACAAGUUAAGGGCAAGAUUCUUGCCAAGAGAAUUAAUGUCCGCAUUGAGCAUAUUAAACACUCAAAGAGCCGAGAUAGCUUCCUGAAGCGUGUGAAGGAAAAUGAUCAGAAAAAGAAGGAAGCCAAAGAGAAAGGUACUUGGGUCCAACUGAAGCGCCAGCCUGCCCCACCCAGAGAAGCACACUUUGUGAGAACCAAUGGAAAGGAGCCUGAACUGCUGGAACCCAUUCCCUAUGAAUUCAUGGCAUGAUAACUGUAAAAAAAAUAAAAGACCUCACGAUUGUAAAAGUGUUUCUCUUAAUUGAGUAGGAGUGUGGUUGGUGUCCUUUCACUUAAAAAAAUAUUUAAAGCAAACUCUUGUUCUAAUUCAUUGGGUGAUAUUUUUAUUCAAGGUGGGAGGUGGUUUAUUGUACAACAGAGUAUGCUUAAUUGGUUAGAAAACUGCCAGGUAUUACUUUGAAAAUAUUUAUAGUAGUUGGGAAAUAGUCCCUUUAAAUCCCUAAGGGAAAAAAAAAUUAAAUACAUGAAAGGUUACCUAUCACACUCAUUACAUUUAAGUUCAGGGAUAGCUACGAGUACUUGUAAUUGUAUCCUGUCAUACAUAGCUGUGUUUUGAGGAUAAAGAACUUGCCUUUGAAGUCAACUACUUAUAAAUAGAUUGUUUAAAGCACUGGUCUGGUUCCUACCAAAUUGUUUUCCCUGUCAUUUCCUGUCACAAUUUUCCUGUAUGGUGCUUUAGCUCUUAGGAAAACUUUGUUUUCUUGGAGGUGUUCUUUCUUACCCCAAUUCUUUUGCACUUUCCUUUGCCUGAAAUACUUACACUUUAAGUUGCUGAAUUUUCUCAUUUCAUCUUGAGUGUCAUAGGUGAAACUUCCCUGAUAAGAGUAUCUUAAGGAGAGGAAUGAAAGUGCUUGGAAUCAGGAGAAAAAUUAUUUCUGAUUUGGGAUAGUAGAAUAAAGUCCUUACACCUGUUCCCACUACA